This is a messenger RNA of Cylicocyclus nassatus, 5577 nucleotides long. The record is from the annotation of a GenBank genome assembly. Lineage: Eukaryota; Metazoa; Nematoda; Chromadorea; Rhabditida; Strongylidae.
AUGAUACAAGACAAUGAUUUAAGAUUUGAUAUAGACAGCGAACGAUACUAUUUGACUCAAAACUAUGUAUUAGAAAAACUUGGAACGGAUUUGAAAAUGGUUGCAUAUGAUGAAUUGGAUGCAAGACAAUCAACUCUACCACAAAGAACAAUCGAGUAUGCUUGUGAUAAAUUGUGGGAUUUCAUACAAGACAAUGCAGUAAAUCCACGAAGUUCAAGAUAUGCAACAACAAAGUUCAAAGAUAUGCACAAUGCGAUUAAAAGAGCAUUAGGAUAUGAAUUGUUAGAUUUUAUACAAUACGGAGAAGAUGAAGAACAUCCAAUAAGCAAGAGAGCGGUUAAAACAUUGAAUGGUGCAGGGUUAUUCCACAUUAUUGUGAGAGAUAUACCAGAAGUGGAGAAUUGGUUUGCAAUUGUGAGUGAUGAUAACUUGGAAAUUCAAAGCAACAACUAUAUGAAAGGUUAUACAGGUGCAAUGCAAAUCAAGACAAAAUCAACAAUAUGUUUUAAGCCUGAGGAUGUAGUUGUUAUUCGAGGAUAUAGAUACACGAUAUUGAAUGUUGAUGGAAAUCGUAAAGAAGAGGGAGAGCAAGCACAAGCAAGCGUUUUUGUGGACAAAGAGAUAGUUGGCGAAGAAAUAAUCAACGGAAACAAGCAAAGCCGAAAUUUGACCGAUAUUAAGUCAAUUUUGUAUGGUGUGGUGCAAAGUUACAACGGAAAAACAACAACAACUAGUAUUGGUGGCAAAAACUAUGACACAACAAUAACAUUUGGAAGUAUUGUUGAUGGUUUGGAAACAAGCAUUGGGGACAUUGAUGAUGGAAUAUGGAUAAAUGUUGAUAUAAACUUUGUAUUCUUUGAGAACGGAGUAAAUACAAACGAUUGCCAUAUCAUUAUUGAUGGAGAAGAUGUGUUCUUUACUAGAUGUGUUAUAUCAAGAAUAAAAACAACGGAUAAUUCACACUUUGUUGGGGAAGAUGGAAGUAAGGCUUAUGUAUUGACAAGUGGAAGAAGUAUUGACUUAGUUAUUCCUGCAUUAAACACUCAAUUUGGGCAAGAUGUGAUGGAAGAUGUUUUAGGGAACAAUAUAAACAAUAAACACCUAGUUGUUGUUGAUACUCCGCUGGAUAGUGUGGUAUAUGAAAUGAUUAUAGGGAAUUCUAGUGCAAAUAUGGAUAAUAGUGCGAAUGUAGGGUUUAAUGUAUCAUUAGUAGAAGCGAGUGAAAUUUGUAAGUUCAAAGAUGGAUAUUUUAAUGAUUGGACACCUUAUGUAGUUUAUACACAGCCACAAGAAUGGCAAGACACUAUAUAUGAAGAUGGAGGUAAAGAUAUUAGAAUUUUCUAUGUAGAGGAAAGUGCAAUCAGACCUGAAAUGGUUGGUAAAUGUACAUUAGCAAAUCCUAUAAGGAAUGAGAAAGUAAAAAAUCCAACAAUACACGAUUUUAGUGAGCUGGUAGAUAGUAGAGAAACAUCUAUUACAAUGAGAUAUAAAUAUAUAUGGAUAUGGCAUUCACUUAUGGAGUUUGGUGCAAUGAGGCAGUUUGUUGCGGUUGGAAACCAAAUAACAAUUCCAUCACUUGUAGAUUUGGAAAGUGAAUACAGAAAUGAUACGGGAGAUAGAGGACAUAUUGGACAAGGUGGGUAUGUUCAAGCACAAAAUGUAACAUACAAAUAUAAACUAGAAGUAUAUGAAAAUGGAGUAUUAGUUGCAUCAACCGACAAUCCAAAUAACACAUUGAAUUAUACACCACAAAAGGCUGGUGCGAUUACAAUUAGUUGGAAAGGAUAUGUUAAUGCUACAUUGGGGGCAGGUAUGGAAGCAUCAGCAGUAUUGACCGCAUAUUCGCAAACAGAAACCGAAGUUGCAGAUAUAACAAUAACUGAUGCAGUGAAUAAGUUGUUGCAAGUUGCUGAAACAUUAAGAGUGAGUGAAAUACCAAGAUAUCAUUUUAACGAAGAACAAGCAACACGAUAUUCAAGUGUGAUAUGCCCUGAAAUGAACUUUAAUGGCAGUUUGUGGGAGUGUUUGAAACAAAUUGGAGAUGUUAUUCAUUCAGUGCCACGAUUAAGAUAUGAUGAGAUAUAUUUUGAUGAAUUUGGGCUUGAAGAUAAAUUAGAAGAAGAUAUAUCAACAAAAUGUAUAAGUGAUACACAAACAUUCAGUGUUGAUAACUUUGCGAGUGCUUUGGAUAGUGUUGUUCAAAAUAUAGUAAAUACUGACAAUGAAGAAAGUGGGGCAAUACAAGAGCCAUUUUCAAAUGGAUAUAUUACACCAAGAGCUGAAUAUGGAGAGGUUAUUGUUACUGACACAAAUUGUUUUAUACCAACGAAAUAUCCUAUUGAAAAGAUUAUAAAACUAGAAUGUGGAUAUAGUCAAAACAAUAAUAUUGGUGGGGAUAUCACAACAUUUGUGUAUGAACAAACCGAAUACAACAAUUUAACAAGUUAUGGUGCAAGUAUAAAUUCAAAAGCCUAUGCGAUAUAUUAUAAGCAAGGACAAAAAAACAUAUAUGGAAUGAAUUAUAGACAACCAUACCAAACAAGUGUUGAACAAUUAGUGGAACAUCCAUUUUCAAUAAGGAAUAUUUUGAAAUAUAAGACAGGGACAAGCGAUUUUGACAAUAUAGACAUAAGAGAUUUGCAAUUUAGGAUAACAUAUAUACCACAAACAACAAUUCGUGCAAGACAAUACAAAGUAGAUGUUGAAGAUAUACAAUCGAACACGAUAGCAUACAAUCAGAGUGCAAACAAGAUUAGUUCCAUAGCAUAUGGAGAAGCAAUGAAAGGUGCUAUUGCAAAAUUAGGGAAUCCAGAAAGGACACUUGUAUUCAUAUUGAAUGAUGUUGAUUUAAUAAACAAAAUCAAGUGUGGAAUAAAGUAUGAUGAUGAGUAUUAUAUAUCAGUUGUGAAAAUUGAAUGGUAUAAAGAUUUUGCAAAGGUAAGCAUUGGGCUUAGCAAAGGGUUUAAUGCUAUAAGUGAAUAUGUUGGUAUUAAAAAUGAGUUAAGACAUUAUGAGGUUACAACUGAAACUCAAAAUGCAUAUACUGUGUAUGGAGAUUUUGUUGUUAUUGGGAACGAAAUUGAGAGCAGUGAACAAACAUUUCAAGCUGAUGUUCCAUUGUUGUCAAAAAUAACAUAUCCAAUAUAUCCAUCAUUCGAAAGUGCAAAACCUGAUUGUGUUGUUGUAACUUGUUAUGAAAACCAAGAAAAUCCUGUAAAGACAGGGACUGCAUUGUUGCCAAUACAAACAUAUACAAUUGGGAAAUUCGUAACAAAUGUUGGUGGUGGGAAAGUUCAACAAGAUUUAACAUAUGGAGAUGUGUUUGGGAAUGUCAACAAUAUUCAAAUAGAAUUUGCGAGAGUGAAUGAUGAAGUGUGGGAUGCGGACAAUUGGAGAUAUAUUGACCAAAUAGGAAGUUUUGACCAAGCGGUUGGAUAUGGGAGAAUGUUGCCAAAUAGUAAAGAGGUUAAAAUAAGAGAUUACAUCAACAUAUUUUUGAGUGGGAAUGUAUCAAAGGUAAACGAAACUGCAAAAGAUAUUGAAUUGUCUAUGGAUGACACAACAUACAUUUUGACUGCAAAAUUGAAAGACAAAAAUGGUGUUGUAUUAAGCACUCAAACAAUAGACUUGCCACUUGAAGAAAUGAUAAUAAGUGCAGAAUAUGACAAAACGACAAAAGAAAUUGUAUUGACAUUGAAAAGUGGACAAACAACAAGAAUAUCAGUUGCUGAUUUGGUUAGUGGGUUAGUAUCAACAACUGAAUUUAAUCAAGCUAUUCAAGAUGUGCGAGAUGCUAUUCCAACAAAAACAAGUGAGUUAGAAAACGAUAGUGGGUUUAUCACGAUUGAAGAUGUGCCUAGUGCAAAGCUAUACCAGGAGUUUGGCCAAAACACUGAUGGGGCAAUAAGUCAAAAGGUUGUAACUGACAAGAUAAAUGAAAUCCAAUUAUACAAAUUCCCAAAUGCUGUUAUUCGUGGAGAGCCAACCAUAAACAAUGGACAAAUAAGUGGUUUUACAACAUCAAAUUAUUUAAUGUUUCCAUUUAUUUUAGAUGUUAGAGAUAGACCAUUCCAAGUAGAUUUUUGUUUUACAACAGGGAAUAAUGUUACAACACAGCAAAAUGUGUUAGACAGUAGAUUUGGGAUUGCUCUUGCUAUUAAAGAUGGAAAGGGGUUAAUGGCCAUAAGCAACAAUGGUAUAAAUUGGGCAAGUCAAGGCGUUGGGACUAUGGCAAUUCAACCAAAUACAACAUACUAUGCAAGAUUGAGUUGGAAUAGAUUGGUAUAUAAAACACAAUUAUCAACGGAUGGAGUAAACUAUAUUGAUGAUAUGUCAGUAGUCAAUGCAACGAAGCCAUAUCCUGUAACAAUGUUUAUUGGUGGUGGGAAUUUUGAAGAAUUAGGGCAUACACCAACAGUAUUUGGUGGCUCAAUAGAUUUAAACAAAGCAUACUUGUAUGUUGAUGGACAAUUGAUAUGGCAAGGUAUGGAUGAUGUAGGGCUAUCUUCAAGAGCAGAUGUGUCGCUGAGCAAUUUGGAUGAAGAUGGUAUCCAAGUUAUAAAAACCAACGGUGGAACUGAUGUAAAAGUCAACAAUGUUAAACAAGCUGAAAUAAAUUUCACAUCAGACCCUCAAACACAACUAAACGAAUGUGUAACUCACGAAGAUGUUGGAACAACACAAGAGGCACUUGUUGAUAGUAACGGGCAACAGUUCCAACCCGCAAAAGAGGGAGAGAGUUACACAAAAGAACAAUCUAUUGAAGUCAAAGCAGGAGCACAAUACGAUGCGAAUGUACAAUAUGAUGCAAGUUUAACGCUGAUUAGAGAUGGGGCAAAUCUUCCAACAACAUCAUCAAAUCAAUACGGUGCUUUGUUGACUCUCCCUUAUAGAAAGGCACGAGGGAAUACUACACCAGACUUUGCUGGGCAGAUAUUUCUUCCAAACGGAGAUGAUACUAUAAAUCCAAAUUCUAUGUUUUAUAGAACAGGUAAUAGAAACGCUUGGAACAAAUGGAACGAAAUUCAAACAAAAAAGACUUGGCAAGUUGGGUAUAACUCUUCUAGCAGUAGUAGAGGUUGGUAUAAGUUCUUAACAUUUAAUUGGGAUGGGCGUAACAACUAUGCAAACUACGAUAUGCACAUAUUAGUUAGUUCAACUUAUGGCAAUCCUUUCUCAGGAAUAUUGCACUUAAAUCCUAGAUGGGAUACUAAUGCUUUGGCAUCAGGUAUGUGGGUUGAAUGGGAUUGGAUAGGCGGAGAUAAACAAUUUACAGCAGACAGCGUCAAGGUUGUUAGAAGUGCCAAUAAAGUAGAGUGUUAUAUUUAUCAACCUAUCAAUGAUGGCUGGCAUUUCAUAGCUUUUUCAAUUCUUCACGAAAGCGGAAGAUUGUCUGCAAUGGGAAUAAGUUAUGAAUUUGCUACAGUAGAUACUGCUCCUUUAUCUAGCGUUUCAAAUGUGUGGAUAACUUCAACUAAGGCUGGAGAUGGUGCAAACUAUCAGUUAGAUACUGAAGUUAUGACAAACACAAAGUGGAUUGAUGGUAAACCAAUUUAUAAAUUGACAAAAUAUUUUUGA